UGCCAGUGUCCGGCCAGCAGGGGCGCGACACCAACUGAAGUCUGAAGGAUCAACUGAACAGUUGCUAAACAGAGCGACUGUUAGUAGUUCAAAUGUCCGCUAAAGUGGCAAAGAAACGCUGUUGAAGGAUAUUAUUUAACCAAGAGUAACCGAAAAGGAUGGACUGCUGAUACUUGCUACACUUUUUAAAUACUGGAACCAUCAGCUUCACCAUGUCAGCUGACAGGGAGCUCCAUGCUGACGCCUCUGACGACAACAAGCUGGUCAGACCAAAGGUAGAGUUCCACACUUUACUGCAAGAUGCUGGAGCCACUAAAGAUGUUUUCACCAUGAAGGAGGUGAUGUUCUACCUGGGUCAGUACAUCAUCCAGAAGCAGCUGUACGACCAGAAGCAGCAGCACAUCGUCCACUGCUCCCAGGAUGCACUGGGGCGGGUGCUGGGAGUCGACAGCUUCUCCGUUAAAGAGCCACGAGUUCUGUUUGCUAUGAUCACCAAGAACCUGGUGGCUGUGAAGACUGAAGAGUCACCACCAAGUUCGAGUGAACCACACAGUAACAGUCAGACAGACAGAGGGACGGAGGAGGCAGAUUCAGAAAGUUGCUCUUCAUCACCGGAGAGGAGGGGCAGGCGACGAAGGAGGAGGAGGAGCUGCAGGAGCAGUGAGCCAGGCCCCUCCCACAGUGUGGAGAAUGAAGAAGAUGAGGAGGAGUCAGAGGAUGAAGAGGAAGGAGAAGGGAGGAAGAGGAGGAGGUCUGACAGCUACUCCCUGACUUUUGAUGACAGCCUGUCCUGGUGUGUUAUUGGUGGAUUGGGGAGUGGGCGGGACAGACACAGCAGCCAAUCGUCUGACUCACACAGCUCGUCUGGGAGGUCAGAGGUCACGGUUGCAGCCUCAGACUCCGACAGCGACAACUUCAGCGUUGAAUUUGAGGUCGAGUCCAUCGCCUCCGACGACUACAACGAAGACGACGCCUCUCUGUCUGCAGACGAUCAGGUGUAUGAGGUCACCAUCUUCGAGGCGGAGGAUGAAGACUCCUUUGAUGAAGACACAGAGAUCACUGAAGCCGACUACUGGCGGUGCGCCAAGUGUGACGAGUUGAAUCCUCCUCUUCCCAGAAACUGUCUCCGCUGCUGGACGCUGCGCCUUGAUUGGCUGCCGGAGGAUAUUACAAAACCCAACUCCUCCAGUCCCAAAGCCCUGCCCCCGAAGCCGACCGACCAAUCAGAAACCAAAGAAGCUCCAGGAUCUGAUGUUGAGGAGAACGAAGGAGUCGAUGUUCCGGAUGGGAAAAGAGCCAAAACUCCCAUCCUGUCACAAUGCCUGAGUGACUCCGCCCUCUCCGCUCCUGACUCCUCCUCCUCGGCUCCUUUCUCCCAGGAUCUCCUCACCUUCUCCCAGCCUUCCUCCUCCUCCUCCUCCUCCUCCUCUCAGCAGAAGCUCUGGACUGCUGACUCCCAGCCAUCUUCCUCCUACUCCUCCUCCAUCGACUCCCAGGAGCUUCUCCCGUCUUCCCCCACCGAUCCCCCUCCGAGUUUGCCACCACCAGCUCCACUUGUCCCCGAUCUGGAGCGCAGCGUGUCGGCUCCUCUUCCCAUCAUCCCCGAUCUGGAGCGCAGCGUGUCGGCGGAGUGGCGUCUGCCGGAGUCGUGCCUGGACCCGUGUCUCAUCUGUCAGUCCCGGCCGAAGAACGGCUGCAUCGUCCACGGACGGACCGGACACCUCAUAGCCUGCUACGUCUGCGCCAGGAAGCUGAAGAAGAGGAACAAGCUGUGUCCGGUGUGCAGGCUGCCGAUUCAGUCGGUCAUCCUCACCUACGUCAGCUGAGACGCACAGUCAGUCCUCAUACAGCAGAAACGUGUGACAGAUUAGUUGAUUCUCUUCGCGAUAACCAUAGAAUUUAAAAUAUAUAAAUCGCCAAAUAAACAUUUAGUUUCAUGUUUUAAUUUUAUCUACAUCCCCACAAGGCACAUGUCUGCACUUUCUGUCAGCAGGGGUCGCUCUUUAGGAAGCUGCCAUAACGCUUUAUUUUUCUUAUUAAUAAGACCAAAUCCAACAAUGUUUUAGUCGAUUUCUUAAAACUGUGUGACUUCACCAUCAGUUCCUACUGAAGGUCAGCGACUCACAGACCUACUUAAAACUCGAGUCCCCAGCUGUUUACUCGAGUUUUAAGUAGGUCUUCAAAUAACAAUUAUUUUCUUAUCUAAUUUUUUGUCGCUUAUUGUCAAAAAAUGCAGAAUGAAAUCACAAACUGACGUCUUAACACCAAUCUAAAAAGGUGAUCAGUGUUUUCAGUGGCAGAUUGAUAUGAACAUGUCACCAAGUUUGCGUCAAAAAUGGAGCGUGAUGGUGCAAAAUACUUGUUUGAACAUCAGUUCAUUGUUGGUUUUGGUCUUUAAAUGGGAUUUUCUUAUAGUAAGAAGAUAGAACAUCAUCAGACUUAUUCUUUAAAUGACACGUAAACCUCAAAAUCCUUUAGUUAUUUUCCAUUCCUUUACCUCAAAUUCAUCUGAUCUGAUCUGAACUUUUUUGAACAAAAAAAUGGGGGGAACUCCAAACCUUCCUGUUUUCCACCCGACACUCUAGAAACUGAUUGUACAUCAUCUUCUCAUGUAAAUGUGGGUAAAAAAAAAGUCAUAUCAGGACUUUUGGUCUUGCCCGCUCAUCGGUAACGCUGCUUUGUGGUGAUGUUUUAUUUUAUGGGUUUAUAAUUUAAAAGAUGUUUCCUGGAAAUAAUUCUGAGUUUGAUACUAAUUGUAUGAAAAAAAGUCUUAAAAUUUCGGAUUUUGGGGGCAGUUUUACUCCAGGAGUGAAAUUUGAAAUUAAAGCAAUAAUUUAGAUUUAUUUAUAAGAAUAUCAAGUUUACGCCGUGUUUUCUCUACAGUGAGUAACAAAUAACUUGGUUCUUUCCAGGAGACUUUUUGUAAAUUAUUAAGAAAUUAUAAUAAAAUUAUGGGCCCAUAAAAUAAAGCGUCACCCUUUAUUUUGUGUUUUCUACAGGUUGCAAUUUCUGAUUGAUUUCAUUAGAAAGUUUUGUGGAAAGAAAUAUGUCAUUUCAUCAUAAAAACACAUUUUUAUUUAUUGAAAAUUGUUUAUUUACACUCACUUGAUUUGUGUUCUUGUUCUGGUGAGCACUGACUGAAAGAAUCACCACUUUAAACUAUAAAUAAAUUAGACCAGUGUCAGUUUAACAUAAAACGAAUCCAAAUGACUUUUUUUUUCUUUCCAGGAAACUUCCAAGAAUAUUAUUUGGAAAUUCCAGAAGUGUUACCCAACAUCUUUAUUAUUUAUUGAAUGUUUAUUUAAGAUGCUCGAGUUUAUUUAAGCAGCCGAUUUUGUAUGAGCUCUUUAAAUAAUAAGAUGAAUAUAUGAGAUCUCUAAUUUCUGAUAUUUUCUGUUGAGACUUUUGUGUGAAACUGAAUAAAGUUUAACUUCUGUUAACAUCA
This is a messenger RNA of Acanthopagrus latus (yellowfin seabream), 3445 nucleotides long. It is a transcript of the gene mdm2, whose product is annotated as MDM2 proto-oncogene. Gene Ontology annotation, biological process: regulation of cell cycle; negative regulation of apoptotic process. Gene Ontology annotation, molecular function: identical protein binding; ubiquitin protein ligase activity. NCBI's taxonomy places the organism in Eukaryota, Metazoa, Chordata, Actinopteri, Spariformes, Sparidae. Bases 213 to 1826 code for a protein of 537 amino acids. The record is from RefSeq and is a predicted model, not a curated record. Gene Ontology annotation, cellular component: nucleus. The transcript has 13 exons.